Messenger RNA from Stegastes partitus (bicolor damselfish), 611 nucleotides. Its product is annotated as arrestin domain-containing protein 2-like. Gene Ontology annotation, cellular component: cytoplasm; plasma membrane. The annotation marks the transcript as partial. Gene Ontology annotation, biological process: protein transport. Lineage: Eukaryota; Metazoa; Chordata; Actinopteri; Pomacentridae. The transcript has 3 exons. The record is from RefSeq and is a predicted model, not a curated record.
UGGGAGGCUCUGCGCAAACGUCGUGCGCCUCUGCAGCUUGUUUAUUGCGCUUUGUUGUUGUAAACUUUAGGUGCUUUCACUACUUUGCACGGACUAUGUGAUUGCGAAUAUCUGAAGUGUUGCUCCUGUACAACUUAUCUUCCACACGUCUGAUUUCCUCGUUCUUUCCUCCAAACUCCCUCUCAGCGAUGUUCGGCGCGUCGAUCCAGAAUUUACGCGUCAGUAUUAACAGGCUCAAUGAGAGGAACACUGUCUCCAGCGGGGACCAGGUUGCAGGACACGUCUCCUUCGAGCUCACAAAACAAACGAAGAUCACCUCAAUUACGGUGGCGCUGUCAGGAGUGGCACAUGUCCACUGGUCCACCGGAGGAGGAGGAGGAGGAAGAAAGCGAAGGAGAUACAGAAGAGUCUACUCGGCUAAAGUGGAAUACUUCAAUUACAAAGGCGUCAUUUUGCAGGAAAACGGCGCAAACCGUGGGACAAUCAAACUGUCCCCCGGCACCCAUGUGUAUCCGUUUGCAUGUCAACUCCCACAUGGAGAUUUCCCCUCCACUUUCCACGGCCCUAAUGGGAAAAUAGUAUACACCUUGAAAGUGGACAUCUACAGACCC